UCAGAGUUUCCUGUCCACCAUUUUUGUCCCUGGCAAAGUGGGUUUUGCGCAGUGGCUUAGACCUGGAGAAGGAGUCGUGACGUGCAGGAAACCAUUACAACACCGCUCGGGCCGUGCUCUCUGGCUGCUGCCGCCACCCCCGCCCUCGCCUCCGGUGCACAUUAAAGAUCCAAAACCAUGACUGACUCCAAGUACUUCACAACCAAUAAAAAAGGAGAAAUCUUUGAAUUAAAGGCUGAACUCAAUAAUGAAAAGAAAGAAAAGAGGAAGGAGGCUGUGAAGAAAGUGAUUGCUGCCAUGACUGUGGGAAAGGACGUUAGUUCUCUGUUUCCAGAUGUAGUGAACUGUAUGCAAACUGACAACCUGGAAUUAAAGAAACUUGUUUAUCUCUAUUUGAUGAAUUACGCCAAGAGUCAGCCAGACAUGGCCAUCAUGGCUGUCAACAGCUUUGUGAAGGACUGUGAAGAUCCCAAUCCUCUAAUUCGGGCCUUAGCAGUCAGGACCAUGGGGUGCAUCCGGGUGGACAAGAUUACAGAAUAUCUCUGUGAGCCUCUCCGCAAGUGCUUGAAGGAUGAAGAUCCCUAUGUUCGGAAAACAGCAGCGGUCUGUGUGGCAAAACUCCAUGAUAUCAAUGCCCAAAUGGUGGAAGAUCAGGGAUUUCUGGAUUCUCUGCGGGAUCUCAUAGCAGAUUCAAAUCCAAUGGUGGUGGCUAAUGCUGUAGCAGCAUUAUCUGAAAUCAGUGAAUCUCACCCAAACAGCAACCUACUCGAUCUGAACCCACAGAACAUUAACAAGCUGCUGACAGCCCUGAAUGAAUGCACUGAAUGGGGCCAGAUUUUCAUCUUGGACUGCCUAUCUAAUUAUAACCCUAAAGAUGACCGGGAGGCUCAGAGCAUCUGUGAGCGUGUAACUCCCCGGCUGUCUCAUGCCAACUCAGCAGUGGUGCUUUCAGCGGUAAAAGUCCUAAUGAAGUUUCUAGAGUUGUUACCCAAGGACUCUGACUACUACAAUAUGCUGCUGAAGAAGUUGGCCCCUCCACUUGUCACUUUGCUGUCUGGGGAGCCAGAGGUGCAGUACGUCGCCCUGAGGAAUAUCAAUCUAAUUGUCCAGAAAAGGCCUGAAAUCUUGAAGCAGGAAAUCAAAGUCUUCUUUGUGAAGUACAAUGAUCCCAUCUAUGUUAAACUAGAGAAAUUGGACAUCAUGAUACGUUUAGCAUCCCAAGCCAACAUUGCUCAGGUUCUGGCAGAGUUAAAGGAAUAUGCCACAGAAGUGGAUGUUGACUUUGUUCGCAAGGCUGUGCGGGCCAUCGGGCGGUGCGCCAUCAAAGUGGAGCAAUCUGCAGAGCGUUGUGUGAGCACAUUGCUUGAUCUCAUCCAGACCAAAGUAAAUUAUGUGGUCCAAGAGGCAAUUGUCGUCAUCAGGGACAUCUUUCGCAAAUACCCCAACAAGUAUGAAAGUAUCAUUGCCACUCUGUGUGAGAAUUUAGACUCGCUGGAUGAACCAGACGCCCGAGCAGCUAUGAUUUGGAUUGUGGGAGAAUAUGCUGAGAGAAUUGACAAUGCAGAUGAGUUACUAGAGAGCUUCCUGGAGGGUUUUCAUGACGAGAGCACCCAGGUGCAGCUCACUCUGCUUACUGCCAUCGUGAAGCUGUUUCUCAAGAAACCAUCAGAAACACAGGAGCUGGUACAGCAAGUCUUGAGUUUGGCAACACAGGAUUCUGAUAAUCCUGACCUUCGAGACCGGGGCUAUAUUUAUUGGCGCCUUCUCUCAACGGACCCUGUCACAGCCAAAGAAGUAGUCUUGUCUGAGAAGCCACUGAUCUCUGAGGAGACAGAUCUUAUCGAGCCAACUCUGCUGGAUGAGCUGAUCUGCCACAUUGGAUCUUUGGCUUCCGUGUACCAUAAGCCUCCCAAUGCUUUUGUGGAAGGAAGUCAUGGAAUCCAUCGCAAACACUUGCCAAUACAUCACGGGAGCACUGAUGCAGGUGACAGCCCUGUUGGCACCACCACUGCCACGAACCUGGAACAGCCUCAGGUCAUCCCCUCUCAAGGUGACCUUCUAGGAGACCUUUUAAACCUUGACCUCGGUCCCCCAGUCAAUGUGCCACAGGUGUCCUCCAUGCAGAUGGGAGCAGUGGAUCUCUUGGGAGGAGGACUAGAUAGUCUGCUUGGCAGUGACCUUGGCGGGGGCAUUGGAGGAAGUCCGGCAGUGGGACAGUCCUUCAUCCCCUCAUCAGUGCCUGCAACCUUUGCUCCUUCACCUACUCCUGCUGUGGUCAGCAGUGGUCUGAAUGACCUGUUUGAACUCUCCACGGGAAUAGGCAUGGCACCUGGUGGAUAUGUGGCUCCUAAGGCUGUCUGGCUUCCUGCAGUAAAAGCUAAAGGCUUGGAGAUUUCCGGAACAUUUACUCACCGCCAAGGGCACAUCUAUAUGGAAAUGAACUUCACCAACAAAGCUUUGCAACACAUGACAGACUUUGCAAUCCAGUUUAACAAGAAUAGCUUUGGUGUCAUCCCUAGCACUCCUCUGGCCAUCCAUACACCACUGAUGCCGAACCAGAGCAUUGACGUCUCCCUGCCUCUCAACACCUUGGGCCCAGUCAUGAAGAUGGAACCUCUGAAUAACCUACAGGUGGCUGUGAAAAACAAUAUUGAUGUCUUUUACUUCAGCUGCCUCAUCCCACUCAAUGUGCUUUUUGUAGAAGAUGGCAAAAUGGAGCGCCAGGUCUUCCUUGCCACAUGGAAGGAUAUUCCCAAUGAAAAUGAACUUCAGUUUCAGAUUAAGGAAUGUCAUUUAAAUGCUGACACUGUUUCCAGCAAAUUGCAAAACAACAAUGUUUAUACUAUUGCCAAGAGGAAUGUGGAAGGGCAGGACAUGCUGUACCAAUCCCUGAAGCUCACUAAUGGUAUUUGGAUUUUGGCUGAGCUACGUAUCCAGCCAGGAAACCCAAAUUAUACGCUGUCACUGAAGUGCAGAGCUCCUGAAGUCUCCCAGUACAUCUAUCAGGUCUACGACAGCAUUUUGAAAAACUAAUAGACUGGUCCGGGGCCCUCCGGCCACGCUGUGAUUGGUGCAAAGCCAAGAACUCUUAACUGGAAGAAGUUGUAUUGCCGUGUAGAAUCUGAACCCAAACACACUGAGGCCGCCCACCAAGGUAGUGACUAGUGUAAUCUGUGCUAACAUUAGGGCACAACCUGUUGGAUAGUUUUAGCUUCCUGUGAACAUUUGUAACCACUGCUUCGAUCACGUCCCACCUCUUGCCACCUGCCGCUGCGAUCUGUCCUUACUUGUGAGCUUCUCCGUAGUGUGCCAGUGGCUGGCAUUUUUGAGUGUAGUUUGAUAUUUUGUAAUUGAGAGCUCAUUUCAAAAGCAGAAAAAGACAAAAAAUAUUAAAGCAAGGAAAAGUGUCACUGAAACAUAAACUGCACUUUAUUGUUUUAUAUUUUUGUACAUACGAGAAGGAGAGGGAAUAGCGUCAUCCCUGGUAGAAAGUGUUAAAACAACUGACCGCCAGGAACCACACAGUCCUGGAGGAAGAGAUGUGGUUCUUUGCCCACCCUGGGAGGGGUUCCUUAUCCGUGGCCACCUUGUCCCUUGUCAUUUGGGUUUUCACUUUUUUUUCUGUCUCCAAACUCCCUUUCCUUGUAGUUCCACCUACCCCGUGUUACCUCAUUUGAUAGCUCUGCAGUUGGGAAUGGGGGUCUUCCUUGUCAGGUGCUUUGGGGGCAGCAUAUAGGACCUCUCGGUCCUACAGCUUAGAGAGAUUAGAACUUAAUACAUUCCUUUCCCUCCAUCUAACACACAGAUCACGCUGACCAAGGAGUUUUUGUAGAGAUGGGGAACAGGAACCAAAAUGGGCUUCCCUCACUCCCUUCCCUGGAUUUAAUUUAAUUCUCAGGUCCAAUUCAGAUCAAAAAUCAUGGUUUUAGUGUUAAAACAGACUUUAACUAAUAACACCAGCCCUGUUUUUCCUAAAAUGGAAAAAGACAAAAGGCAAAAGACAAAAGGUAAACAGAUGUUAGCUGCCUGAGGCCUUUUAGCUGUUGGGCGGGGUGGAGACUUGGUCUCCUAAAUCCCCAUCAGUGUUGUUUUCACUACAGGAGUGUCUCACUGAUUUUCCUUUCUUCAAUGCCUUUCUCUUCCCCUCUCCGUGCCUGCUCCUUUAUGGCUCUUCUCAUACUCCACACUGAUUUUGGCAGUCCGUUCCUUGGCAUCAGGUGGCAGCAGAGUAUCUCUCUUCACUGGAAGGUACCCCCAGAUGCCAGAGUGAGAGCGUACACUUUCCCCACGUGCUCCUGGAGCCCCAGUUCCUGAGGCCAGCAGGGCGGGUGCAGAUCAAGUGAGACGGGGUGUGCUCAGAGAGGCCACAGACUCCAUCCCAUUAGCUUUCUGAUCUGCCCUAUUACUUAGGCUCCACAGCAGUUGGGACCAUCUCAGAGGGUCAGGCAAUCUUGUCCUCUCUCAGAAGGUGGGAGGUGUGAAAUCCCCUUCCUUAACACUUUGGGUGUGUUUUGCCAAAGGAUGCUUUGGGUCCAAAGCACCAACUGUAGCAGCGUCCACACUGUUACAUCUGUGGGCACUUGUCACACUGCCUGGUACCCAGUAUUCAGGAUCUAUGAACAUGACCGCUCUUCUCAGCUGCCCUAUACAAGUAACAGGCACUUUGGGGCUCAAAGGACUCACGUUGAACUCAGACCUCAGAGUGAGUGCCAAGAAGAGGAAUCCUAGAAAACAAGAGCAGAAGCCACCCCAGAGUCCAAUCAUGUCUUAAAUGACCCUGAUUCAUACUAGCUACAGAGCUUGGGGGGAGUGGGUCCCC
Molecule: messenger RNA, 4819 nt
Organism: Mustela erminea (ermine)
Lineage: Eukaryota; Metazoa; Chordata; Mammalia; Carnivora; Mustelidae
Gene: AP2B1
Product: adaptor related protein complex 2 subunit beta 1
Exons: 22
Coding region: 178-3033 (951 amino acids)
Biological process (GO): intracellular protein transport; vesicle-mediated transport
Cellular component (GO): membrane coat; clathrin adaptor complex
Molecular function (GO): clathrin binding
Source: RefSeq, a predicted model, not a curated record